Molecule: messenger RNA, 2256 nt
Organism: Olea europaea var. sylvestris
Lineage: Eukaryota; Viridiplantae; Streptophyta; Magnoliopsida; Lamiales; Oleaceae
Product: protease Do-like 9
Exons: 10
Coding region: 84-1886 (600 amino acids)
Biological process (GO): proteolysis
Molecular function (GO): serine-type endopeptidase activity; protein binding
Source: RefSeq, a predicted model, not a curated record
GACCCGAGCCUUUCCCUCUAUUAAAGUCCAUUUUUCUCUUCAAAUUGGGACCAAAAUCCGCAUUUCUCAAUUCCAAUUCAAGUAUGUGCAGCGUAACCAAGAAUAAGCGGAAGCGCGGCCGCCGGCCCAAAAACCGAUCGCCGGUGACCACUGUCCUAAGCGACACCACCUCCUCGCCCACCUUAGCAGCCGAUGACGUUGUCUUUUCCGUCAACAACGUUGAGCUCAUUGACCCCACUUCUCCUCCUUCCUCCACACCCCAUCGUCGCCGUGGCCGCCCCCGCAAGACUCCCAAAAUCGACAGCUCGAAAACCUUACCCGUUCCGGUUCCUCCUAUCGCUAAUGGAUGUGCUGCCAUUGCAUCGAUUACUGCAGAGAACGCGGUGGCGAGGGUGGUCCCCUCGAUGGACGCGGUGGUGAAGGUGUUUUGCGUUCAUACAGAGCCGAAUUUUUCUUUGCCGUGGCAGAGGAAAAGGCAGUACAGCUCGAGCAGUAGCGGGUUUGUUAUUAAAGGUCGGAGGGUUUUGACGAAUGCACACUCCGUGGAGCAUUACACUCAAGUCAAGUUGAAGAAAAGAGGUUCCGAUACAAAGUAUGUUGCCACGGUUCUCGCCAUUGGCACUGAAUGUGAUAUCGCUAUGCUUGCAGUAGACGAUGAUGAGUUCUGGGAAGGGGUGUCUCCUCUAGAAUUUGGCGAUCUGCCUGCAUUGCAAGAUGCAGUGACUGUUGUGGGUUACCCAAUCGGGGGUGAUACAAUAUCUGUGACAAGUGGGGUAGUUUCACGCAUAGAGAUUCUUUCAUACGUCCAUGGGUCCACCGAACUUCUAGGAUUACAGAUAGAUGCCGCUAUAAACUCUGGAAAUUCGGGAGGACCUGCUUUUAAUGACAAGGGAAAUUGUGUCGGUAUUGCAUUUCAAUCCCUUAAACAUGACGAUGCAGAGAAUAUUGGUUAUGUCAUCCCAACACCAGUCAUCAGGCACUUCAUCCAAGAUUAUGAAAAAAAUGGAGCAUAUACUGCCAGCCUUUGGCUUAAAGAUGACCAGCUAGUCCGGUAUUAUUUCAGGAGCUUUUUGUUAACCGGAUUCCCUAUUCUAGGAGUUGAGUGGCAGAAGAUGGAAAAUCCGGACUUGCGGUUGUUGAUUGGGAUGAAACCUGAUCAGAAGGGUGUUCGUAUAAGAAGAAUCAAUCCCACUGCUCCAGAAUUCAAAAUUUUGAAGCCAUCUGAUGUCAUCCUUAGCUUUGAUGGGGUUGAUAUUGCCAAUGACGGAACAGGUGAUCGAGAUAAAUGUUCUGAUGUUCCAUUUAGGCAUGGAGAGCGCAUAGGUUUCAGCUAUCUUGUAUCGCAGAAAUAUACUGGAGAUAGUGCAGCAAUAAAAGUUCUUCGCAAUUCUGAAAAUUUGAAAUUCAAUAUCGAACUUGGUUCUCAUCGGAGGCUCAUUCCAGCUCACAACAAGGGUAGACCUCCCUCAUAUUAUAUCGUUGCUGGAUUUGUUUUUACGAGUGUUUCUGUUCCAUAUCUCCGUUCUGAGUAUGGAAAGGAUUACGAGUUUGAAGCUCCUGUCAAACUGUUAAACAAACUUGUGCAUGAAUUGCCACAAUCUCCAGAGGAACAGAUUGUUGUAGUUUCCCAGGUACUCGUGGCUGACAUAAAUAUAGGAUACGAGGACAUUGUCAACACUCAGGUUCAUGCUUUCAAUGGUCAUCCGGUGAAGAAUCUGAAGAGCUUGGCCAGCAUGGUAGAGAGCUGCAACGACGAAUAUCUGAAAUUCGAUUUAGAAUACCAGCAGAUCGUUGUCCUUCAAACAAAGACGGCGAAAGCGGCAACUUUGGACAUCCUUGCCACCCACUGUAUACCGUCUGCCAUGUCAGAUGAUCUCAAGACCUGAUAUCAGAUCAUCAUGGAUGAUUUUCUUUGUUACUUGAUCGGAGAUCAUCUCUUCAUAUUUAGAUAUCCUAAUUGCCUUCCUUAUGAGGCCAUUAUUAUAACUACUAGGCUAUGAAGCAAAUUGGCCGCAUAGAAUCAAGGAGGUGUCUCGGCUAGUAACUUAGGUUAGUUAACAGGCUUUGGGAGUUCCUGUUACAAAGAAAAACUUGAGGUGGAAAAUAUUAUGUAUUUUAAGAAUUUUGAACAGGUAUUAACAUGGUAGGUAAUGAAAUGGAUUUUGUUUUGGUAUCCCCCUAUAAAUUGGGGAAUUAAUGAAUGUAACUGGUCUCACAUGUCUUCUUAAUGCUAUAUGUUAUUGUUCUUUCCCUUGA